UCCCUCUCUCCCUCCCUCCCGCCGCGACGCGAGCGCCACCCACCCAUGGAGGAGAACAUGGAGGAGGACUCGGAGGCCGUCAGCUACCAGCAGCUGAUGGCGGACGAUCACAACCACAACAACUGGGGGGAGGCCAACGCGGCAGCCUUCCCUCACCGCCCGCGCCCGCGCCCGCACCCGCUCGGCGCCGAGGAGCCGGGCCUACCCGAGGCCCCCGGGGGUGAGGACGGCGGAGGAAGAGGAGGAACAGUCCAGCGGCCGCAGCCGCCGCCCCCGCCCCCCCCGCCGCCCCCACCGCCGCUGCUCCACGACCCGAAGGAGUUCCUCCAGCACUUGGCCGUCAACGGAGACGGGGCGGCGCAUCGAGAGCCCGAGCCCAUCCUCGCCAACAAAGUGACCCUGAACAUUAACAGCUCGGCUUCCAAGUUCUUGAUGAAUGUUAUAACGACAGAAGACUACCAGAAUACAUAUUGGCCGAAGCUGAACAGUGCCAUCGAUCAGCUUCUGACGCAGACUCCUGGAGACUGCAUCCCUAUUUCCUAUGAACAGAUCUACAGCUGUGUUUACAAGUGUGUGUGCCAGCAACACUCAGAGCAGAUGUACUGUGACCUUAUCACAAAGAUAACCAGUCAUUUAAGGCGAGUCUCAGAGGAGCUGCAGGUCAGCCCUCCAGAUGUAUACAUUGAGAGGUUUAAUGCAGCACUCAGCCAGUACAUGGGAGCUCUGCAGAGUAUUGUGCCUCUAUUCAUUUACAUGAACAAAUUUUACAUAGAAACCAAACUUAACCGAGACUUGAAAGAUGACCUCAUAAAGUUGUUUACAGAACAGGUUGCAGAAAAGCACGUUUCCACCUUGAUGCCUUUACUAAUAGAAGCUCAGUCAACUCCAUUUAAGAUUACGCCUUCAACGAUGGCAAACAUUGUUAAAGGCUUGUACACUCUUAGACCUGAGUGGGCACAGAUGGCACCAAGUCUCUUUUCCAAAUUCAUCCCAAAUAUCCUUCCUCCGGCUUUGGAAUGCGAGCUGUCGGAGUAUGCCGCUCAGGACCAGAAACUCCAGCGAGAACUGAUGCAGAACGGCUUUGCCAGAGGUGAUCAGUCACGUAAAAGAGCUGGAGAGGAGCUAAUGUAUAAUGGGUCAACUUCAUGUGCAAGCGCAAGGGGAUUCAGAUAGUGAAAACAAUUGACAUUUCCUUGACAGAAAGACUGACCUACGAGGAGCAUGCCACAUACAUGAGACUUGUGCAGAGAUGGGGACCUACUGAAGAUCAGCCCAUAUUGCGUCCCCUUUCUCUUUUUUCCCCCCGCCACCCCCACCCCCUCAAAAAAAAAGACUUAACUCAAUUUUAUCUGAUGAUCAUGCUGCUAACUGACUUGGGAUUAUUCUUCCCAGUGGCUCUUAAUAUGGCUUCCUUCCUGGAUGUGAAUUGUAUAAGGUUUACCAUGAGUGAGCUUCAGGGAUCCCAUUGAUGGGAUUCUGAAUGGGACGCUUGCGAGAAGCACAGCUUCCAAUGACCCAUCUCCACCCACGCCUGACGUUUUAUCAUGGCUUUUAGUUUUACACUCAGACAGCUUGUAAAAGUUCAUCUAUUUUUCUUCCAUGUGUUUACCGCGACCAUCAGGAGGCUGCUUCUCCGGUUUUGACCUCUGAACGUUUACUUUCGGACAUGCAGGAAACUGAACUCUGCGACUGUUUACUGCGACUUACACGCUCAUCCCUUCACUAGCCAAUCGUGGUGUUUUAAGGCGUUCAUCUUCCGCCACUGUUUUCCUGAAGUCGUUAUUAAACCGAAUGUUUUUGUUUCACACGCGCUUCAUUUACAGAAGUGAGUGUACCGCGAUGGGGAAGAUGGUUUACGUGGCCCGGAAAUAUUUUGCUUUAACCCAUGUCGAGUUUUCACCGUUGAAAGGAUAAACCAAAAGUCAAACCUAUAGAUCUCAUCACCUGGUAAAAAUGCAUUAAUCCCCAGCUGCAUUGUUUUUUCAUUGAAUGUACUUCCUGUUGAAUACAAUACAACCCAAAGUUUCUGUUACUCAGCACUAAAUACUUGUCAUUGCACAAUAAUGAAUCCACGCUGCCUCUUCAAAGAUGUGCAGCAAGUGCCAUUAUACUGAAGUGACUCGCUUCAUUUUGACAGCAUGAGGUCUAUUGCCGUUUGAUUUAGAUUCUGUUAUUUCCUUUAUCUUUAUUGGCCUGCAAUCCUCAAUCUGAUUUAAUCAGAUGGCAGUCAUGGACAUGAUUUGUUUUGGAAAAGGUGGGUGGGUGGGCCUGGCGGGGGAGGGGAGAAGAUCACCUUACUUGGAUCUGAGUAGCCAAAGUUGAAUCGCACAAUUUGAUCUUGCUUUCAAUAUCGGCUGUUGUUUCACUGGGGAAAACAGCAAUCUUCAGGAGAGGGCAGACCGGCACCUAAUCAAUUGGUGGUUGAGCCAAUGAGUUUACUUCUGAGCCGUCUCCAUAUGAUGGCAAUGCUUGUAGGAAGUUUCUCGGCAAACAUUUCUAAGAACCCAAAUAGUGACUGGAAUUUGGGAGGCUGUAAACCUCCGUUGUGCAAUAACAUUCUUUAUGAGACUUGGGGGUCAUUGUAACAAAACCUUUUUUUGAUCAUUUCUGUAACCAUUGUAACAAAUAGUUUACACUUCCAACCCCUGUCUGCAGUCUGUCUGUAUGUUUUUUGCCUAAUGAUUCUUUGUGGAGGGAGUGUGGGUGUUAUACAGCACAAAAGAUUAAUGUAUAACAUCAUGUCUGAUUGGAUAAAAUUGACUUGUGGAACCACGCUAACCAGUAGCUGUCUGAGGGACCAAAACGAUAAGUACAACUGCUAUUAACCACAACUAGGAUACAAUGAAUAAGCAGCAGUUUUUAUCUGCAAUUACUGAAUUGGUUUCUCAAUGCAAUAAUGGAUUCAGCUUUCUGCUGUCACUUUUGUAAAUUACGGAACAUUAAUUUAGCGCUACAGAGGGUGCGAGGGACAAGCAGGAGCCAGUGCCAAUUGAGCGGAGGUGCCGAGUGGUGGAUUGGCGUGAGAUCGGAGAGGUAGGGAGGUGCCAGGGAGUGAAUGGAUUUGAACACGAGUGUGAAGAUCUUGAAGUCGAUCCGUUUGGUGAUGGGGAGCCAGUGGAGCCUGUGCCAGACCUGGCAAGAUAUAGGUACGGAGUUGGUUCGGGUAAGUAUGCGGGCGGCAGAGUUCUGAAUGAGCUGGAUCUUUGAAUAGUGGGGCUGGGGAGACCGGCGAGGAGUGUGUUUGAGCAAUCUAUACGGGAGGUGACAAACGCAUGCAUGAGGGAUUCAGAUGUGGGCAAGGUUUCGUUUUUUUAAAUAACUCAAAUCGUCAAUCAGAAAUCUAGGGAGUUACAGGACUGGGUGUCACAAUGUACUAGAAUAAUAUCCUUUUGCCUUUGGGACAUAAUAAAAGAUGAUCUUUGCAUUUGCUGUAA
This is a messenger RNA of Callorhinchus milii (elephant shark), 3434 nucleotides long. It is a transcript of the gene cacul1, whose product is annotated as CDK2 associated cullin domain 1. The record is from RefSeq and is a predicted model, not a curated record. The transcript has 9 exons. Gene Ontology annotation, biological process: ubiquitin-dependent protein catabolic process. Lineage: Eukaryota; Metazoa; Chordata; Chondrichthyes; Chimaeriformes; Callorhinchidae. The coding region runs from base 46 to 1173 and encodes 375 amino acids. Gene Ontology annotation, molecular function: ubiquitin protein ligase binding.